UUGCAACUUCUCUCACAAAGUAGCUUCACAUUUCUAUGAAAGGUUACUCACAUAUGCAUGGUCCUCUUUAUAUUUCCAACACCAACUUGCUUUUCUUUCAAAAGAAACUCUAGUUGUUGUGUUUUGUGGUUCAUAUUCAACCUCCAACAACUCAGGAAAACAAAAAUAAAUGGAGGGUGAGAUUAGGACUUCAGAAUUGAUACCAUUCAUAGUGAUGGUGAUUAUGGAAGGGUGCACUAUAGGACUAACUAUAUUUGCAAAAACUGCAAUAACAAAUGGAAUGAGUCCAUUUGUGUUCAUUGUUUAUACCAAUGCUUUGGCCACUAUAGUUUUGUUUCCUUCUUCCUUUUUAUUAAACCACCAAAACAGAAAGGAGAAGCCACUUUUUACUUUCUCUUUGUUUAAAAGAUUCUUGCUUAUGGGUUUCACAGGAAUAACUAUGACUCAGACACUUUUAUUUUUGGGUCUAAGUUACAGUUCUCCAAUACUUGUAUGUGCCAUGAGCCACUUGAUCCCAACCUUUACUUUUCUCCUUAAUAUCAUUCACAGGAAGGUGGAGUUGAAUUUGAAAAACUCUGGUAUGCAAGUUCAAAUAAUUGGUAUAAUAGUGUCAUUAAUGGGAGCAAUAGUAGCUGAAUUCUUCAAAGGGCCACUCAUAAGACCCUCUUCUCACCACCUUAGAUAUACUAAGCAACUUUUUGUCUUUUCCUCAACACCUGAAUUUUGGGUUUUUGGUGGCAUUUUGCUUGCUGCUGCUUCUUUCUCAGUUUCAAUUACCAACUUUAUUCAGAAAGAAACUGUUAAGCAAUAUCAAGAACCAAUGAAGAUGGUUUCUUAUUAUACCUUGCUAGGGACAGUUCUUAGUGCAAUAGUCUCAUGCAUAUUUGAGAGUGAUGUAAAUUCUUGGAAGCUAAAGCAUAACAUGGAGCUUAUUCUCGUUGUUGUAACGGGCAUAUUUGGGGGUGUGAUUCGUCCAAAUAUUCAAAUUUGGUUGAGUAGAAUGAAGGGUUCACUUUAUGUGCCACAGUUCAAGCCUUUUGGUAUUGCUUUUGCUACCACUUUUGGAGUUUGCUUCUUUCCUAAUAGUCUUCAUUAUGGAAGUGUGAUAGGAGCAAGUGUGAUUGGAAUGGGGUAUUAUACGAUAUUAUAUGGAGAAUUCAAAGGAGAUGAAGAUGAGAAAAGUAGUGAGGAAAGCUCAGAUUCUUUGGACAAGAAGAUUCCUCUUUUGCAAGAAAAUAUGCAAGUGUAAAUAAAUUCAUUUACACUACAUGUUUUCUUAUGUACAAAUAAAAUAUAUUAUCAUUUCCAUAUGAUUGUGAUAGGUCUCUCAUUUGUUGCAAAUAUUUUUAUUAUUAUAUAUUUACUGCUUCUUUAUGUAAAUUUCAUGAAACAUUCAAAGAAAGUAUACGUUGAGAAAAGGUUUAGU
This is a messenger RNA of Lathyrus oleraceus (garden pea), 1426 nucleotides long. Its product is annotated as WAT1-related protein At1g70260. The coding region runs from base 170 to 1249 and encodes 359 amino acids. The transcript is spliced from 7 exons. NCBI's taxonomy places the organism in Eukaryota, Viridiplantae, Streptophyta, Magnoliopsida, Fabales, Fabaceae. The record is from RefSeq and is a predicted model, not a curated record. Gene Ontology annotation, cellular component: membrane. Gene Ontology annotation, molecular function: transmembrane transporter activity.